Molecule: messenger RNA, 3346 nt
Organism: Oryzias melastigma (Indian medaka)
Lineage: Eukaryota; Metazoa; Chordata; Actinopteri; Beloniformes; Adrianichthyidae
Gene: car15
Product: carbonic anhydrase 15
Exons: 8
Coding region: 24-1124 (366 amino acids)
Cellular component (GO): plasma membrane
Molecular function (GO): carbonate dehydratase activity; zinc ion binding
Source: RefSeq, a predicted model, not a curated record
UGCUCGGCGCCCUCUUUGCAUCAAUGAGCCUGUUGAUCAGGAAAGACCACCGCUCUGGCGAUGCCACAGUUCACCGAUCAGACCUGCAGAAGAUGAAACUCGCCUUUCACCGCCCUGCUUAUUUAAGGGGGACGUUCUGGCCCGGCUCUCCACUCUACCUCAGCAUCCUCCGGGACGCGGCGAUGUGGACCGUCGCGCCGCUGCUGCUGCUGCUGACCGCCGCGUCAUCCACCGAGGCAGACUACUGUUACAGUCAACACCACUGUGAUCCGUAUGCCUGGGGAGAUCUGUUUCCUUCAUGUCACCCCCUCCUUGAACGCCGUCACUCUCCCAUCAACUUGGACCCCCACAUGCCCAGAAGCGACUCCUUGGGGCCUCUUCAUCUGGAGGGCUUCGAUGUGACUCAGUCGGGCUACUGGACCCUCACCAACGAUGGUCACUCUGUCCUCCUGCAGGUUGGCAGCGGCAUGGCGGUGAGCGGCGGGGGCCUCCCGGACGAGUACCACACCAUCCAGCUGCACUUCCACUGGGGGGGCCCGGCCACCAACGGCUCGGAGCACACGGUGGACGGACGCCGAUACCCGAUGGAGAUGCACAUCGUCAGCGUGAAGUCCAUCCAUCCCAACAUGUCCGCCGCGCUGGAGGAUCCAACAGGCCUGGCUGUUCUCGGCUUCUUCAUCGACGUGGUCUAUGCAGACAACGUGCACUUUGGACACAUUUCCCAGAUGCUGUCUUCCGUAGCCUACAAAGGCCAAACCGCUAAAGUCAAACCUUUUCCUCUGAUGGGGCUCCUGCCCAAGCACAACAUGAGUCAGUAUUACCGUUACCACGGCAGCCUCACCACCCCUCCCUGCUCUCAAGCAGUCGUGUGGACUUUAUAUCAAGUCCCCAUUUACAUCUCGUGGUCGCAACUGGCUCAGUUUACCUCUCAGAUCUUCGCCACGGAGGAGGACGCCGAGCAGGUGACCCCGCUGCAAAACAACUUCAGGCACAUCCACCCCAUCUUCGGUCGCAGCGUGACCGCCUCCAGAGACGCCAUGCUGCCCAAGGGCGCGGCGGGACGGCCCGUCAGGUCAGCUGCUCUUCUGCUUCCCAUCACCUUUCUGGGAAGCUUUGGGCUUUAGCAUCCCUGCUGAGUCACCCCAAAACCAGCUCUUCACUGUGUUUUACAGCUUAAACAAAACAGAAAUUAUAGAGAUUCUAUUUUAAAAGUGUUAGACCUUUUUUAUUCUUCCUCAAACAUUUCACUCGUUCAAGUGUCAAAGCGUUGACGAAGGUCUGAUUAAACGAUCACCAGGACUCAGGGAAGAGCAGAUCAGAACUAUGACUGAAGAUUUACCACCAGAUUAUAACUAAACUCUUUUUUGAAGAAAAGUUUCAAAUUGAUUUGAGGCAACAAUGUACAUUUUAAAGUACACUUUUAAUCUCAUUUACAGGGUAGAAAUGUAGCACUAAAGGAAAAAAGAUAAAAAUAUAUGAUAAACUGUGAAAAAAAGUACUGUAAAUGUUAUUUUAUGAGUCUCUAAUACUGUCAUUAUCACAUUGCUAACAGAAUAACUUAAAAUAAGCUGAAGGAGAGUCUAAAUUUAGGAAAAAAAUAUUAUUCUGUUGUUUUUUUGUCAUCAUUUUUAGUCAGAACUUUACACAAUUUAACCAAAUUUACUUAAAAAGAACUUUGAACAGGAGUUAGAAUUAUAUCAAUCUGAUAACAACAAAAACAUAAUUUUUUACAUUUUUUUAAAGGAAAGUGGAAUCAAUGAUUUAAUUUCUUCUUUAUAAAAGCAUUCUCAGCUUUUUAGACUCUUUUAUUUAAAAGAAAAAAAAAUAAUGUAGAUUAUGUGUCAAAGGGCAUUAAAGUGACUCAAAGAUGUAUCAAAAAAUGAAACAAAAAUUAUUGAUCUAAGGAGUUUGGAACUGUUUCGAGGUUGUUCUGGUUCAUGAAACCUCAACAUUUGGAUCAGAACUCAUGAUCCAAAUCUGUUCAGCUCAGACGUCAGCCUCUUUAAUGACUUUAGAAGGCUGAACUUGAUCUGCAGGAUUUGGAUCAGCACCCUCUAGACCCAGACAUGCUAAAUGUCACCCUAAAACCUUCAAAAAAGGUUUUCAUCAUACUUUAUCAUCCUACUUUAGUGUCAAAACAGUUCAAAUCAGCACAUAAUAAAAAAUAUUUUGUAAUGUUGUGAAAGAAUUUGAUGCAAAAUUGAAUUUGGAAGGGAGAUAAUUCAGAUUUGUAUUACUUUUGGAAUAUUACUUUUCAAAUAAAUUGAUAAAAAUAAUAAAAAUAUAUAUUUUUGUUAGGACAAAAAUUCUAUAUUUUCGACAUCCUCAGAAAUUAUUCUGACCAAAAAUAAUGCCUUUAUUAUGAUAAUAUAACUAAAAUCAUGUGAUUCUGUCACAAAGGAGGCACACGUUUUCUCUUGUGUUCCUGCUUUUAGGUUUUGUGAUUUAUUUUUUUCAUCAUGCUUUUGUGAUAAAUUCUUGAUUUUUUUCCUCAUAUAUCUUUUUGAUGGUUAAAAAUCAGAAACCAUGAACCCCUUUAUGUCAUAUUUACCAUUAAAUAAACAAUAAAUGUGUUUUUUAACAUGCAAUUAGGAAUAAAUUCAGGCAUGAAAGAGUUAAUAUAAUUGUUUUGGCAAUGAUCCUGUUUGCAUCCAACAUUUAUUCUACUUUUUGUAUGAUGUAAAAAAAAUAUCUUUGCAAAAAAGUCAGUUUUGAAAUCAAGAUAAUUUCCAUUUUUCCAUUUUAACAUUUAUGUCCCACAUUUAUUUUGUAUUUAAACAAUAAAAGCAUUAAUUUCUGUCAUGUUUGACUUUUUUUUACAUUCAACCUGAAAUUUUGAGUGCAAUUUUCCUUUUUUUACCUAAUAAGGUAAGGUAAGGUAAUACAAUGCGAUGAGCAGACCAUGUAGUUGCUUUGAUUUCUUUCAAGUUAAAAUAAACUUUGAAAAUGGAUGUGGACUCAUCAAGAUUUGUUACAGUCAGUUUGAAAAAGCAUAGUACAUUAUAAAUUGACAAACACGAAUAGUUUUGAAUAAAUCAGAACAUCACCCAAACACGUAAAGUUGGAUAUCUUGCCACAAUUCCCUGAAGGCAAGAAAAAUGAAUUCUGGAUUUUCAGGAAAAGUGCUUUAUAUGGAAAAAAGUUAAGACAGCGGUUUCUGUAAAACCUCGUGUACACAGAGUCAAGGGGAAGUGCUUGAAAAAUAAAAAAUAUAUAUAUAUAUUAGUAAAAAACAUGUAAAACAACAAAAAAAAAUCUAAAAUGAAGCUGGAACAGGGUCAGCAUGUUAAAGGAAUCUUGAAACUGAAGCUCAAAUGAGCAACUUCUGGAAAAAAAAUUGUAAACA